Molecule: messenger RNA, 891 nt
Organism: Funneliformis mosseae
Lineage: Eukaryota; Fungi; Glomeromycota; Glomeromycetes; Glomerales; Glomeraceae
Source: the annotation of a GenBank genome assembly
AUGUCUUUAACAAAAGCCGUCAAAGAUCUUAAAGGCCGUCUUGAUGGAAAACUAAUUUUAAGUCUUUGCUUUGUCAUUUGUAGUGGUAUCGGUUUUGAAGCCUCGGUUCUUUUUGCACGAGAAGGAGCUGAUGUUGUAGUAGCUGAUAUCGAUCUUAAAGCCGCUGAAGCUACAAUUGAAAGGAUUAAGGAUAAAACCGGGAUAAUACAUGUUCGAAGACAUGCUAUUGCUUUGAAAUGUGACGUUUCCAAAGAAGCAGAAGUUAGGAAAUUAGUGGAAGAUACUUUGAAAGAAUUCGGUAAGCUUGACGUUAUGUUUAAUAACGCGGGUAUCAUGCACCCUCAAGAUGAUAAUGUUAUCAAUACCGAUGAAAAAGUCUGGGAUCUUACUAUGGAUAUCAAUCUUAAAGGAGUCUGGUUUGGAUGCAAAUACGCUAUUGAAGCAAUCCGAAGGGGAGGCAAAGGUGGUAGUAUAAUUAACACGGCAAGUUUUGUCGGGUUGAUGGGUGCCGCAACUCCUCAGUUAGCAUAUACCGCUUCCAAAGGCGCAGUUAUAGCAUUAAGUCGAGAAUUGGCAGUUUGCCACGCUCGUGAAAACAUUCGCGUUAAUGCAAUAUGUCCGGGACCUUUACGUACCCCAUUAUUAAUGAAUUAUCUAAAUACAGAUGAAAAAAAAAAUAGACGUUUAGUUCAUGUUCCAUUGGGAAGAUUUGGUGAGCCAAUUGAAAUAGCCAAUGCCGCUUUAUUCUUGGCAUCCGAUGAAUCAUCCUAUAUUACAGGCAUUGAAUUUAAAGUUGAUGGUGGUCUCACUGCUGCUUAUGUGACUUCCGAAGAACCUUGUUCUAGUGUACCACCAAAAAAUUUUUUCAAACCUUCAGAAGGAGCUAAUUAA